This is a messenger RNA of Sclerotinia trifoliorum, 1414 nucleotides long. NCBI's taxonomy places the organism in Eukaryota, Fungi, Ascomycota, Leotiomycetes, Helotiales, Sclerotiniaceae. The record is from the annotation of a GenBank genome assembly.
ACUUGGAUGGAUCUCCAAAGUGUGAGAACAUUUGCAAAUUUUACAUUUGAUAAAAUUCUAUAUUCUGUAUAUUGGUUUCUUUAUAUAAAUAUUGUUUUGAUUGUCUUUAUGUUUUAUAUAUGACGAAAUCUAACAAGGAUCCGUAGAUGGCACCUAAAUCCGGGGUAACAUUUCAUUCACCUAAUUUCAUCCCAUUUACAUCCCACCUAAACUCAUGCUUGGCAUUGAAAUCAUUCAGGUACCGAAUCUACACUCCCACAGCCCUCAAUUUCCAGCACUCAUUCCAGAAAAUAGUAGGAUAUAGAUUGGAAAAUCUAACGCCAACGCGAAAACCUCAUAAAAAUGUCUACCCCAAGAGUAUCUCGCACAGUAGUCCGCGCGAUCCGGUCGCGCGUUGGAGUUUCAUCUGGAAGAUGUUAUACCGCAUCGCAAUUCUCAACGAGCUGUCGUAACAAUUUCGGUACCGAGAUUCGGGAUAGCGAGUUCAAGAAUGGUGGAAUCUUGGGCAGGCAGGUAUCUAGACAGUUUAGACAAGUUAGGACAUACUCACAAGAAACCGAAAAUAAAUCCAAACACUACACAUUUGAAGAUGUUUGUCUCUCCUCCCUCUCCUCCUCACACCCCUCUUUGCAAUUACCUAAUAAUCCUCCUAACAGAUGCAAACCCUUACCUCUGCACCACACCCCGAUACCCAUAUAAUCGACGUCCGUACACCCCUCGAACUACAACAAACAGGACGUAUCCCCGGCGCGAUCAAUAUCUCGAUAACGACAAAUCCGGACGCAUUCAGUAUUAGCGAAGAGGAAUUUGAAGAUCGAUUUGGGUUUGAGAGACCGUCGAAGGGGGAGGAGUGUGUGUUUUAUUGUAAGUCGGGGGUUAGGUCGAGGGCGGCGGCGGAGAUUGCGAAGGGGAAUGGCUGGGUGAAGGUGGGGGAGUUUGAGGGGAGUUGGAUGGAGUGGAGUGCUAAGGGAGGUGAGGCGGAGAAGUGAGGGAAUGAAUUGGGGAAUUGGGUUGUGGUAAUUAGGGAAUUUUGUGAGGUCGUUAGAGCUGAGGAUGCUCGUUGAGCAUUUAGAAGGGCAUAAUUUCAAGGAAUUUGUCGUUGAUGGGUGGCAUGCUAUAAGCAUUAGAUGGAUGGCAAUGUACAUGAUCAGGAGGAAUCAAAGCUGUGAAGAAAAUCUCUAGCUAAGUAGCGAGAAACAAUCCUCUAUCUAACGUUCUAUCAUUUCGUAUGUUACGCCAGAAGCAACACAUGUUUAUAUGAACCUCAAGCCUGACUCUUUAUAUUCAAUAUAGGAUGUUAUUUCUUGAGAACAGCUCAAUUCAUAUUUUUGUAUAAGAAAUUCCUUCUCUUGCUUUAUAUUCCACUUAUGCUUGUUCUUUUUAAACUUCUUCAUAGAUGCAUGCAUCUAUCAUC